Molecule: messenger RNA, 1629 nt
Organism: Penicillium atrosanguineum
Lineage: Eukaryota; Fungi; Ascomycota; Eurotiomycetes; Eurotiales; Aspergillaceae
Product: cytochrome P450
Exons: 4
Coding region: 1-1629 (542 amino acids)
Molecular function (GO): oxidoreductase activity, acting on paired donors, with incorporation or reduction of molecular oxygen; heme binding; iron ion binding
Source: RefSeq, a predicted model, not a curated record
AUGGCUGUACAGCAGUUCCAUCUCCUAGGAGACCAUGUCUCUUCCGCUCGAAAUGUCGAACUGAGUGAUAAACUGAAAGUUGAAGAUGUGAAAGAUCUGAUUGCAUCUCACUUUGCUAUCGUGAGCGCCAAUGGCAUCGGCUUCCAAAGCAAAGAUAACAACCUCCUUCUCGAGGUCUCGGAGAUACUGGCUGCAGAUGGUCCUGUGGCAAUCACGAUCGAUGGACAUGAGGUGCGCGAUCCACCCGCACCCGGCGCAUUGCCGUACGUGGGCAAUUACUUCGAAGUAUACCCCGACCACCUUGGCAACCACCAACGUCUGUUUGAGAAACUCGGGCCUUUGAUCAAGACGACUACCAUGGGAAGAACCAUUUACCAAACCAAUGAUCCGGAGAUCUCGUCUAUCAUCAACGAUGCUCAUCCCCUCUCUGCACUCAAGACACCAGCUGCUGGAGUCUUCUUAGGAGAUACCGAUACACCAGAGUGGAAAGUUGCGCACAAAUUCCUUCCUCCUGCACUUGGCCCUAAAGCUGUUCGCCACUAUGCCCCCACUAUGCAAAAGACAGUUGAGGAUGCCUUUAAGGUGUUCGAUGCCUUUGACGAGCAAGGCGAGGCUUGGAACGUAUAUCAAUACAUGCUCAAGCUAGGGUCUCAGGCAGUCGGAAAGCUUACGCUUGGAUUGGACUUUCAACAUUUCACUUCUCCCGAUGCUCCGCUGCAUGAAAUGGUCCAUCUGAUUGCUGAAAUCCUUGCUUUGAACAAGAAGGUCACCUCAAAAGGCAAUUGGUAUGGCAUGUUGCCAUUCGGGGAUCCGCAAAAGUUGAAGCGAUCCCAGACUCGUGUUGAAGAUUUGGUAGAACAAUCAAUCAAGAACGCAGCGCGAGGAGGUGUUGAAGAUCUACCUCUACAAGACGCUGCACUGAAAGCUUCAAAUAUGGUUGAUUACGCCAUCCGCGCAACCGAUAACAAGGGCGAGAAACUACCAAAGUCAAGUCUUGUCUGGGCGCUGGUUGUAGCAACCGGCGCCGGCUUUACAACAACCAGCUCCCUUCUUUCGUGGCUGGUCUAUGGCCUUGUCACCUACCCUGGAAUGCAAGAAAGACUGCUACAGGAGCUUAUCGACAACGACAUUGACGACACCACCGAAAUCACAGCAAAUGUGACCGAGCGUCUUGACUUCCUUGACAAGUACAUCAAGGAAACCCAGCGCCGACACAAUCCGUCUUUCCAACCUGGCCGCACCGCCAAAACUGACCUGAUACUACCCGGUGGUUACAGGCUGCCCAAGGAUGCCGUCGUGAUUCCAGCAUUGCAUCACAUUCACAACAAUCCUGCGCUCUGGGAUAAUCCCAACAGGUUUGAUCCUGACCGGUGGGACACGGAUGCUGUGAAGUCCAGGCAUAAGGCGGCAUAUAUCCCCUUUGCUGCGGGCCCGCGCAUGUGCAUCGGAUUCAAUUUCGCCCUUCAGGAAGUCAAAGUCUUCCUUCCGAAGCUGAUUUAUCGGUACAAGUUCAUCCGUGAAGGAGAUGGCCCUAUUGAGUAUGACCCGAUGUUCCAGUUGAUCAGGCCAAACAAUCUCUAUGUUCGUGCUGAGAGACGAGUCAAGUGGCCCCCAAAGACUGAGAACUGA